Xenopus tropicalis (tropical clawed frog) is the source of this 2211-nucleotide messenger RNA. Its product is annotated as Fc receptor-like protein 6. The coding region runs from base 104 to 1828 and encodes 574 amino acids. NCBI's taxonomy places the organism in Eukaryota, Metazoa, Chordata, Amphibia, Anura, Pipidae. The record is from RefSeq and is a predicted model, not a curated record. The transcript has 13 exons.
AUAUCACUCCAACUUGCAGCGCAGCAAGUCACUUUUUAUAGGAAAAUCAGGAUCUGAAAUAAAACCUGUUAUCCAUUUAUAUCCCAACUGGGCCACCGUAUUCAUGUAUGAACCAGUCACACUGGCAUGUAACGUGACUCGUGUGGUGGAAAGAAAUCUGAAUUAUUCUUGGUACAAAAACAACCGAAGGAUUGCUCAAGAGAAGACCUUGGAAAUCAUGGCAGCCAAGUUAAAAGACAGUGGGAAUUACCAGUGCCGGGCCGGUACCAGUGAUAAAAGUGACUCCGUUAGACUGAUCGUUAGUAAAGGAAAGGUUAUCUUGCAGGUACCCCCAAGAAUUAAUAAAGGGGAUACCCUGCUUCUGAGAUGUCACAGCCGGCCCAAAGAUAAUGCAAGAAACGCUCUGUUCUACAAGGGCAACAUGUCUGUACAACACUUGGGUGCGGAUUCUGUUCUGCGUCUUGAAGAAGUAGAUGGAGAUGCAACUGGCUCAUACCGAUGCUCAAUAAUGAUUGGUCUCCAAAUCUAUCUGUCUAAUGAAGAAUUCAUUUCUGUCACAGAAGAGAGACUCAAACCCCUGAUCUCCCUCUCACCACAGUGGGGCACAAUACUCACGGAUGACUUUGUCAUUUUAACCUGCAAUGCGGCUUCUGCAGCUAGAGGGACAAGGACAUAUUCCUGGUACAAAAAUGGCAACUGGAUAAGUGGAAAUCAGCAAAGUCUGGAAAUAGAGAAUGCGGAAGUGACAGACAGGGGGGAUUACCAGUGCCAGGCCGGUGCCAGCCAGAGAAGUGCCCCGGUUACCCUGGAUGUGAGGAAUGAUUUCGUUAUUCUACAAGCGCCCCCUUCUGUCUAUGAAGGAGACUCCCUGACUUUGAAUUGUUACAGCCUCCCUGGAUAUAACGGAAGAAAUACGGUAUUUUACAGAGACAAUUCUACAUUGGAAACACAACCUACAGACUCGUAUUUACGGAUAGGGACGGUGAACUGGAAUACAUCGGGCACGUAUAGAUGCGCCAAAGAAGUGAAUUAUUACGAUUAUUUUUAUCAUUCUUAUGGCUUUUAUACCCAUAGUGCCGAAGUCAUUAUUUCAGUUUCAGAGCUUUUCACUCUCCCACAAAUAACAGUGAGUUCAGAUCUGGUGAUAGAAGGAGAUCACAUGACCAUAACAUGUGACACAGAGCUCCGCCCACACAGAGAGACUACAGAGCUGCAGUUUGCUUUCUACAGAAAUGGGCACCAUGUGCAGGGAUUCAGUUUAUCCAACCAAUAUGGAGUCCCCUCAGCUCAGCUGGAGGAUUCUGGGAAUUAUACCUGUGAGGUACAAACUCCAACCGGCAGUGUGAGGAAGAGGAGCAAUAUAGUAGUUAUUCAGAUACAGAGGAGACACUGGGUGCAACUGGUACCAAGACUCACCUGGGCAUUCCUAGGCACAACUGUAAUGGUGGUUAUUGUAAUGGCGGCUGUUAUUGUUACACUGAAGUUCAGGCACAAAAUCUUUUCAUUCCCAGCCACUAUUAACCCUUCCCUGCCAAACACAGGUAGUGAAAUUUCUGCAUCAGUACAGCCUCGCCAGGGAGCGACACAGACAUUGCAAAUUAUCGAAGUUCAUGCAGAGAACCCAUUGGGAGCAGAUCCCAGACUCCCCCCUGGAGAAGACAUCAUGUACGCCUACAUCGAUUUCAGCUUUGCAAGGAAAGUCGAUCGAGGAAAUACCACAGUGAAUGAGAAAGACUCAGUUAUAUACUCCGGGGUUAGAAGAAAUGAAGCUCAGGGGGCCCCUAAUGAAGAAACACCCGAUAUUGAAGACUUCUAUCUGAGAGCUUGAGGUCAAUGAGUGGAUUGUCAGCUGAAUAUCUAACGGAUCCAACCAAUGUUACAACCUGGAGCUUCAACUGUGGAUCAUAUGGAUCAUGAUUGUGUAGCAUCAAGAUGGCAGACCUCUUAAUUCCCAUAAUGCACCACUUUCCCCAUCAAUACAAUUCCUUGCAUUUUGAGACAUUCACGUUGGGAUGUAAAAGUAACCAGAAGCAUUAACAUUUUUAUACUCAAACUGAAUUGCAAGUGAGAGCAGGCAAGCUCUAUGGGACCCUUGUCCAUAGAGAUUACCACCCAGUAUAUGUGCCGAAACAUUGGUUUCUUGUCCCUGCCCCUAGUAACGCCCCCUUGUUUGCAAAUGUGAUGCCAAUAAAGCUUGACUUGACCUGUGAA